AUGUCCCCUAAUCAUCUCGAACGGCUUUCUAAGCUGCCGCGGGGACGUCGAGCAGAUGCCCCCUGUCCCUUCUCCACACACAAUGCCGACCACGCGGACGCAUGUCAUGUCUCGUUCGGAGGACUUCUCCUCAUUUUGCUCCUUACGACCGGCUCCAGAGGGACCCGGGAUUUUCGCAAACUACAAACACCUGUCAAGGCACAGCAGCGAGCCUCACCAGACGAGCUUGCGGUAUCGGCCAUGUCAAAACGCAGCUGGUCGGAUGCCAACGAGGGCAUGGAAUUCAUGACGCUGAUCACGGCUGGAAAUGGCGAGCAGUCGUUUCCGCAGAUAUCUCGGAAAAUCAAGGCGUGUGCGGCGUGCCGAAAACACAAGAUAAAAUGUUUGAUGGACGAGAGUGGCCCGCCAUGCCGUCGAUGUGCUGAACGAAAUCUGGGUUGCGUGCUGGGGAAGAACUUGCAAAGCAUAAUCGACGAGAAGACUCAAUACAACGAAGCCCUUCUCCAAGACAUCGAGAACCUGCACAACACACUCAAGGAAGUCUCCAAGAAAGUCGGUCUACCUGAACCCGCUGCUCUUCAAUGUUCAGCGCUGCAGAAGUCCGCGGAGUCGCCCUCACAGCCAACCCGUUCGGUCCAUGGCGUGAGCGGGAACGGAUACCGUCUAGGAGUGUCCGUGCAAGACAACCACGGUCCAUCUUGCGACAACUCGCCCAAGAUCUCACCAGAAGACGAGAACCUCCCCCACGUACCGAUUCAUUCACUCUACGCCCUUACGAAACUGAGAGCUCUGAGGUCACCAGACGCCCCGGAGGGUCACUCGAGCCCUGCUCGGGACGAUUUCAUCUCCAGAGGCGCCUUGCAACUGGAAGACGCUGAGCGUCUUUUCCGCCUCUACCGAGACCGUCUCGAUGCCUUCAUGUACGGUGUUGGGUGCAAGUACCAACAGCUGGAGGAGCUGAGACGCAAGAGCCCGAUCCUGACCGCGGCAACUUUGACCGUCGCCGCUCUUCACGAUCCCCAGUCCAACAGCUUGUACGGUAUUUGCAGCUCAGAAUUCCGCACCCUAACGGAACGAUCCAUGUUCGACCGAAGAGUCAAUCGUGACUAUCUUCGCGCCAUGUGCGUGGCGUCGUACUGGCUGAGUGACGUGAGCUGGAUGCUUUCGGGGUACGCGAUACGAAGAGCGGCCGAGUGCAACUUGCACAACAGCUACACCCGCGCCAUCGAGGAGAAGAGUGAGGAGGCCGCCGACGGGGCGCGCUUAUGGUACAUCCUCAACAUCUGCGACCAACACCUUGCCACUCUCUAUGGGCGGCCUGCCAUAGUGCAGGAAGACUCUUCAAUGCAACAGUGGGAGAGCUUCCUAAAGUCUCCCAUGUCGACCGAGGAGGACAAGCGCCUGGCAAGCCAGGUGGCCCUUCUUGGAAUAAUCGGCAGCAUUAGGGAGUUAUUCGGCCCUGACAAGGGCCAACCGACGCCGCGGGCCUAUGUUCAUCAGAUCACUCACUUCAGCAAACAACUGGACCACUGGAUCAAGCACUGGUCAGAAACUUUGCCAGAACAGUAUCAACACAUCGGCCGCUUCCCUCGAAAGGGGGCAUUGUUACACUUCCAUUUCGCAAAGCUUCACCUCUACUCGCACAUCUUUCGAGGCCUCUCGGGCGACAGCCCGAUACCCCAUCACUUCCUCGACUGUGCGGCAUCGGCCAUCUCCGUCGCGACCUCCACGAUCGACUUCAUCAUCACCGAUCCGGAUGUCGCGGCCGGGGUCGUGGGGAUGCCGUCCUACCUGCACUGCAUGACUGCCUUCGCGUGCAUGUUCCUGAUCAAGGUCGCGGUCAAGUACGGCGGAGACCUCGUCGAGCCGCAGCGCGUAUGGGGCCUCACGACUGAUCUCGUACGGCACUUUCGGUCUCUGCCGGCGGGCCGGUGGCAUUUGGCGAAUCUCAUGGCGCCGGGCCUUGAGCGUAUGGUUGCGACGCUGAAGCCCGGUUCAUCGGGCGAGCCUGGUCACCAUCACUCGCACGUCCAGACUGUCAACACUGGGGAUCGUCUCAAUACCAACGGCGUCAUCGAUGCUCAGGUUUCGGGUUCGAAUGCGGAUGGAACUUUGAUGGGCCCCGAAGGGGAAUUCUUCUUUGACUACGACAUGAGUUUUGGGCUGUCUCCGGUCUUCCAAUUCGACAUGUCGUCCUUGAACACCGAUACUCAGACUAUGACUGGCCAAGAUUUCACCCAAGUUGACUACCAAACGACAAGGCCUGGCAUUUGA
Colletotrichum higginsianum IMI 349063 is the source of this 2274-nucleotide messenger RNA. RefSeq names its product Zn 2cys6 transcription factor. Gene Ontology annotation, molecular function: DNA-binding transcription factor activity, RNA polymerase II-specific; zinc ion binding; transcription cis-regulatory region binding. Bases 1 to 2274 code for a protein of 757 amino acids. The record is from RefSeq and is a predicted model, not a curated record. The transcript is spliced from 5 exons. NCBI's taxonomy places the organism in Eukaryota, Fungi, Ascomycota, Sordariomycetes, Glomerellales, Glomerellaceae. Gene Ontology annotation, biological process: DNA-templated transcription; regulation of DNA-templated transcription. Gene Ontology annotation, cellular component: nucleus.